Molecule: messenger RNA, 5010 nt
Organism: Anoplopoma fimbria (sablefish)
Lineage: Eukaryota; Metazoa; Chordata; Actinopteri; Perciformes; Anoplopomatidae
Gene: myrf
Product: myelin regulatory factor
Biological process (GO): central nervous system myelin maintenance; positive regulation of DNA-templated transcription; protein autoprocessing
Cellular component (GO): endoplasmic reticulum membrane; nucleus
Molecular function (GO): sequence-specific DNA binding; DNA-binding transcription factor activity
Source: RefSeq, a predicted model, not a curated record
AUGGACGUGGUAGAUGAGACAGAAGCGUUACAGAGGUUCUUUGAAGGUCAUGAUAUUAUCAGCUCUCUGGAGCCAGCCAACAUUGACACCAGUAUCCUGGAAGAGUACAUCAGCAAGGAGGACGAUAGCACUGACAUCUGUUUCUCAGAGGUCCACAGCACCCCGGGACCAAAUUACUCAUCUCCCCAGGCAGGAGUGUCCUCCGCUGGGGGGUUGGUGUGUGGUGUGAGCCCUCCUAUUCCACUGCGCCAAGGAGCCCCUCCGCCUGGGCCUCCUAACUGUCAGAACGCCUACCCCCCAGGUCCAUCCCUGGGCCUCCGACACAACUACCUCUGCCUGGGACAGCAGCAGCAGCAGCAGCAGCAGCCACACCAACACCACCAGCAACAGCAGGCACACGUCAAGCCUGAGCACAGGGGCCAUUACGCUCCAGGGACACUACCUGAGUCCCCUCCAGACUCCAGCUCAGAGCCGUACUCUCCUCAGCAGGUGAAUGAUCCUCACAUGAUCAGGACCAUGACACCAGAGAACAUGUGUCACAUGACUCCAACGCCACCCCUCCCACCACACGGGCACUAUCCCAGCAUGCAUCGGGACAUGUACCUGAAGCCUGAGCCCAUGAUAUCACAGUAUCCCAUCGGCCCAGCUACAAGCGGAAGUGGAGACAUGCAGCAGACUCAGAUGCUCCAUCAGCUGCUGCAGCAUCCUCAGGGCCAGGACAACAUCCCCGUUCACCAGGCCAAGAAGAGGAAGCACUCCGAGUCUCCCAACAGCACCCUCAAUUCCCAAAUCCUCACAGGUAUCAUCAAACAAGAACCAGGUUUAAUGCAAGAUGCAGACAACUCCUACAUGGACCCAAACUAUCAGUGCAUCAAGUGGCAGCCUCACCAGCAGAACAAGUGGACACCACUGUAUGACGCAAACUGCAAAGAGCUUCCAAUGCCGACCUACCGUGUUGAUGCUGACAAGGGCUUCAACUUCUCCUUGGCCGAUGAUGCUUUUGUUUGCCAGAAGAAGAAUCAUUUCCAGGUCACAGUGUAUGUAGGCAUGCUGGGAGAUCCCAAGUACAUCAAGACAAGUGACGGCCUGCAGCCCAUCGACUGCUUCUAUCUCAAACUCAACGGAGUAAAGGUGGAGGCAGUGAAUCAGUCUAUCAGCGUGGAGCAGUCACAGUCUGACCGCAGCAAGAGACCAUUUAAGCCAGUGCUGGUCACCCUGCCCUCAGAGCAGGUCACAAAGGUCACAGUGGGGCGGCUCCACUUCAGUGAGACCACAGCAAAUAAUAUGAGGAAGAAGGGCAAACCAAACCCUGACCAGAGGUAUUUCAUGUUGGUUGUUGCGCUGCAAGCUCAGUCCCACAGUCAGAGCUACACUGUGGCUGCUCAAGCGUCUGAGAGGAUCAUCGUCAGGGCAUCCAACCCAGGCCAGUUUGAAAGUGACAACGAGGUGCUGUGGCAGCGUGGCCAACUGCCAGACUCAGUCUACCACCACGGGAGAGUUGGCAUCAACACCGACCGGCCGGACGAAGCCCUUGUUGUCCAUGGCAACCUGAAGGUCAUGGGCUCAGUGGUACACCCGUCUGACAUCAGGGCCAAAGAAAAUGUCCAGGAGGUCGACACUACAGACAAUUUGAAACGGAUUUCUCAGAUGAGGCUGGUCCAUUAUCAAUACAAGCCUGAGUUUGCUGCCUGCGUGGGCAUAGAGAACACUGCAGAAACUGGAGUGAUCGCUCAAGAGGUUCAGAAAAUCUUGCCUGAAGCAGUGAAGGAGGGGGGUGAUGUGGUGUUUGCCAAUGGAGAAACUAUCCCCAAAUUGUUAGUUGUCAACAAGGACCGUAUCUUCAUGGAGAACGUGGGAGCGGUGAAGGAGCUGUGUAAACUGACAGACAACCUGGAGACUCGUAUAGACGAACUGGAGCGCUGGAGCCGCAAACUGGCCAAGCUGCGUCGUCUUGACAGCAUGAAGAGCACUGUGAGUGGAAGCACUGUCAGCCAAUCAGGGAGUUAUUUCAGCAGAACAGGAAGUGGCCCACUCAGGAAGAAGCCUGUCAAACCUGGAAGCAAGAAUUCGGUUUCGGAUCAAGGCUGCAUUAGCCAGAGGUUCAUGCAGGGAACCAUCCUGGCACUGGUCAUCGUCAUGGCCUUCAGUGUUAUUUCCAUGUCCGUCCUUUAUGUGUUGACUCUUCACCACAGAGGAGUCGUAACAGAGAAAGAUGGGUCCAGAGCUGCACUGGGAUCCUCACGCAGUGGUUCAUAUACUCCAUUGUCCACCACGCCUGCACCAGCUUGCUGUUCAACUACAGCCAUAAACAACCAAUCAGCUACAGUUGUGACAUUGAGUAACAACCAAUCCACACCAGAUUUAGGCAGCCCGGUUCCAACACCAGGACCCAUUAAUAAGAAGGCCAAGUCCAGACCAAUGGACAAAGACAGCCGCAAUAAAUACCGUCUGAGUCACACCUCAGCACCUUUGUACUUUGCCAAGUCCAAAAGGCCAGCAACCACAGACCAGGGUGAAAUGGGAGCUACCAAUCGUCUGCCUCCAGGUCAGCAGCCGCUACCACGCAGACAGCGCAGCCUACACACAAAGGGAGGAAGGUCAGCUCCCUCUCUGACUAGUCUACAUAUCGUGGAGACAAACCAAGAGAUCUCAGCACGAAAUUGCUCCACACCUGAAAGCUGCAGCUUCACAGUAUCACUCCAUGGAAACAGAAAUUCCUCCAAAUCCCAAAUCACUUUGCACAUGAUGUCCAAGAAAAGCGUGUGGGUACGACAAUGUGGAGCCACCAAGGGACGUUUAUGCCCCAACCACAAAGAGACAGAGCUCCAUGGUGGACAGAGAUCAUCAACAAAGGGGACUCAUCACCUGUGGUCAGUGCCCUUGUUGUCCUUCCAGGACAUCACCUAUCACUUCCGUGUCUCUCUGUCUAGUGAAGUGAGCUGUGCCUCUGAAGGAGAAACCUCGUCAUACUCCGACUACCAUUUUCUCAUUCAGAGCAGCUGUGUGUGAGAAGGCAGACAAUGUGUCCUAGGGCCGUUACAAUAUGCCAUAUUUUCCCUUUGUGGUUCCAUUUGUACGCUGGUGUGAUGGGAUAAGGUUUUGUCUCAUUAUUGUGCAUUGUUUUUUAAGAUAUUCAUCCAGAACAAGCUAUUUACCACUGUCCCUACUGCAAUCCUCUCCAUAUGUCUAUGCAUUAGGCCAUCUCUUUUUGCUGUGAUCACUGGAUCCCUGUUAACUGAGUCCAUUAGUUUUAAACUCAUUUAAUUGAUGAUCACAAAGUGUAGACUCAAUACAAGCCAUCAUUUCUUUUUAACAGGAAGUUUUUAAAUGAAGCCCAGGCUAAGAUACUUAAGAUGACUCUGCACACAUUUUUGUCGCUUUUUUAAAAUUCAAUGAAUCUGUAUCUACAAUGAAACCAGUGUCAACUGAAAACAAAAACACUUUUUAUACACUGGAGAGAAUAUCAUUGACUUCUGCUGAAGGCUUCAGUGAAUGGUUGCAACUCGCACUGAAAAUAUACCUCGGUAGUGCACACUGGCAAAUCCUGGGUCUCUACAGUGGAGCAUUGUGUUUGAGGCUGCUGCAGUCGACUAGACUGUCCACUGUCUCCUCAUGCAAAAUCUGACUAAACACUGCACGGAGAAGGAAAUGCUGUGCAGGGUUUCUUUCUCAAGUGUGACUUUGAAUUAAACAUCAAACUGUUACAUUAACUGUUCAUGCAUAUGCAUACUAUCACACAAAAAAAGCCUUAUUAUUGUUCCUAAAAUGAAGUCAUACUAAUUUCAGCAGAUUCACUGGAAGAAAUGUGAUAAGACUGGAUAAGUAAACAAAUCACUGGAAAUAAAAAUGUAGAAACACUGACAGCUCUUGGCAUCUGAUAGUGGAAAUGCAACAAGUCCAACACUGACAAUAUUUCAAGAAACACUGUAAUAGCUUACACUGUAUUUUGCUUACUGGACAGAAUGCUGGCAAGGCAAUAAAUGGCAUAAAUCAUUACAGGUGCUGCCCAAUCAUUUCUUUAAAAUGAUACAUCUCACUUCAGAGGCAACUCAAAUGCUGCUUCAGCUAUGGAAAUUCUAUUUUAAUGGCUCGAUAAAGCUGAGAGGGAGUUGCAUUUAUUUACGCACACUGCAGAGUUAGAAAUGGAUAUUAUACACUGGACUGUUUUGUGUAUUUCUCUGUAUGUUUUGAAUACUUUUCCUGUGCCUUUACAAUUAAGAAUAUGCAGUGAUAACACCUUGUGUAUAACUGAAUUGUAUGAUGUUUCCUUUUUUAUUAUCUUUUCUCGUUUUAAUGUCAUUCUCCACUCACUCUCACCACCAUGCUCUUUUUAUGUUUGUUAAAAUUUGUUGUCAAAUCCAUAUUCCAUAUGUGUCUGUCUUCACAAAGAAAGACCAUACUAGUAUAUCUUAAAUGUAAAAUCAAUAUUAAAUAGGAAACAGCCAUCAGACAAAAGUUUAUGGAAUUUAUAAUAAUAUUAAGACACUAUACAAUGCUUUCAGUAUAAUAAUGAUGACUUCAGUGGGUAAAGUGUACUAUUUUAGCUUAUUUAUAACGCACCAGCUAGCAUAAUGAAACCACUGUAGCACUUUUUGCACUGUAUAUAUGAACUGCUUUUGCUCUGUCCAGUGCACCAGACUCUGUUCAUAUACUCUGGUAGAACUGCAUUACAUGUAACUGUAUAGCUUCAUUGUGUUACUACCAAUGCUCCUUUUUAUCUGAUAUGUUUUAUCAUAUUGUUUUUUAUAGUUGAUAUUUUUGUGGGUUGUUGUAUUAUCAAUAAUAUAUUAACUUUUAGCUAAUGGAGUCUGGAAAUGAUUGACAAGCAAGUAAACACACACACAUACACCAAUACAUUUCUAAUUUUAGCACUAUUUGUCAUGAGAAAAUGCCAUAACACUACGACUUGAGUACUUAAAUAUCACUACUUUAUCUUUUUUGCCCAUUUUAUCAUUACAUUGUCAAAGCUUUAUGUCAAAAUAUAAAAAAAGCCCUGUAAUAAUAUGUAAA